AUGUGCUCAUCGACGAGUGUCUUCUGUGCUCUUUUGGAUUUGGGAGCUGAUCCAACGAAAAAAACUCUCAAGAAGAAAACUGCUGCUGAACUCGCCGAGCAGUUCAAACGUCACGACGUGUUGGCGAUUCUCGCUGAUAAAAGCCGCAUUAGGCACCAUGAUCGCAUAGCCGUAGGUGAUAUUCGGCAGUUGAUAGCUGAAAAUCAGCUGGAUAGCCCCGAAUUCUCACGCGGUAAGCAGACACCAUUAGCGGAAGGUGCGACGCCGUUGAUGUUAGGCGAUUGGUCGAUUUGCGAGUGGCAGACGGAACGAUAUGAGUCUCGUCAUGUCUCACGAGCUCUGCAAAUGGCAUCGCUUCUUAGGCUUGAUAGUAGCGCUCUUGUUCUGUUGAUAAACGAGGCUAGAACUGGUGAUCUCAAUGCGCUCAAUAUGUCUGCAUUCGACCUGUAUAUAACUAGUAGUGAGGAGCAUGAUCCCAACUUGAGGGCGAUGUUGCACAUCUAUCGACCGUCUCGGCUUGAAGGUAAACUGAAUCUGAGUGGAAGCACCACUACGCUGUCAAAAGUGCUGGCGACAGGACGGCCAAAGGAAUGGCUGUCACGAUUCUCAACUCAACUGGGUCUCUCAUCCGAAUCGCAAGCAGCGUCAAGUGUUAUGGACAUGCGGCAAUGGCGCGACUAUUGGGUACGGAACAGCGGCACGGACGGGCGAUUUUGGAAGAAACUAGUCACUGCCGAAGAGAUCUUACGAAUGACAAAGAACGCAACGCCACUCAAAACUAUCAGCUAUGAUACGGUAUUAGAUGCUGUGAAGAAGAUGGCGCAACAAUCACAGUCGUUUCUCGUAAGCUGCUUCUACGAUUCCUAUGUUGGUGAUGUGAAACGAGAAACCGAUAAUGAAAGUGACAGUUAUAAAUGGGAAUACUACGAUCGAGCUCAGAUGUACACAUCACAAUGC
This is a messenger RNA of Cooperia oncophora, 957 nucleotides long. The record is from the annotation of a GenBank genome assembly. NCBI's taxonomy places the organism in Eukaryota, Metazoa, Nematoda, Chromadorea, Rhabditida, Trichostrongylidae.